Messenger RNA from Bathycoccus prasinos, 594 nucleotides. RefSeq names its product Actin-related protein 2/3 complex subunit 4. Gene Ontology annotation, molecular function: actin filament binding. The coding region runs from base 1 to 594 and encodes 197 amino acids. Gene Ontology annotation, cellular component: actin cytoskeleton; Arp2/3 protein complex. Lineage: Eukaryota; Viridiplantae; Chlorophyta; Mamiellophyceae; Mamiellales; Bathycoccaceae. The record is from RefSeq and is a predicted model, not a curated record. The transcript has a single exon. Gene Ontology annotation, biological process: Arp2/3 complex-mediated actin nucleation; actin filament polymerization.
AUGAGUUCUCGAGAACAGCACUACGCGAAAGUGCGCGAGGCUUUGACCGACGCGUUGCGCAAGAUUGAGACAGAUGACGACGAUGAUGAUGAUCAAUCGAACGUGAUGAUGAUUCCAACACCGUUCGUGGAAUUUCAAGACGAAUUUCCCGAGCAGUUGUACCCGGAAGUACGAAUCGAGCGAGCGAUUGGAGGAGGAGUAGGAGGAGCAGGAAGUAGUAGUAGUAGUAGUAAAAACAACAGUAACAACAACGAAGUUAUACUCGUGGAGAGCUCGAGGAACAGUUUUCGUGUAUCCGUGAAGCUGAAGCAUUCGGACGAGUUAGACGCCAUCUUGACCAAGCAACUGUCUCGGUUCAUGCGCCAAAGAGCGGAGCAGUUUUCAAUCGUACGGAAGAAAACGACAAAUAGCGAUGCGUUCGAUUUAAGUUUUCUAGUCACGCAGAAGCACAAGAAACAGUUCGUGAAUUCGAGUUUAGUAGCGUUCAUGGUGGACUUUUUGAAAUCCGUGGACGGGGAGAUUAGCGAACAGAAGUUAUCGGUGAGCUCGAGAGGGAGAGCGGUGGCGGAGGAGUUUCUUGGCGGUUUUUGCUGA